Messenger RNA from Linepithema humile (Argentine ant), 2128 nucleotides. RefSeq names its product dnaJ protein homolog 1. The record is from RefSeq and is a predicted model, not a curated record. NCBI's taxonomy places the organism in Eukaryota, Metazoa, Arthropoda, Insecta, Hymenoptera, Formicidae. Gene Ontology annotation, molecular function: protein-folding chaperone binding. Gene Ontology annotation, cellular component: cytosol.
AGAUAGCGGGGUUACGCGACACAGUUUAGUACGUGACGAGAGAAGUAUCGAAUAACGUUUGGAAGUGUUCGCGCUCAUUCCUUGUGAACUUUCGCGAACGUACGAGCUUCUGGUAUUUCAAGUGCCUACGUGAGAACGUGCGCUUGAAGAAUAAUUACGAGAUUACAACAGAACGUUAGACAAAAAGGAUGGGGAAAGAUUACUAUAAAAUCCUUGGUAUAGCCAAGGGAGCCAGUGACGAGGAAAUAAAGAAGGCUUACAGGAAGCUAGCCUUACGAUAUCAUCCUGAUAAGAACAGAAGUCCCGGCGCCGAGGAGAAAUUUAAGGAAAUAGCCGAGGCAUACGAAGUGCUGUCAGAUGCGAAGAAGAGAGAAGUUUAUGAUAAAUUCGGCGAGGAGGGACUCAAGGGUGGUGCGUCAGCUGGUGGAGGUGGAGGAGGUGCCACAUACACCUUCCACGGUGAUCCCAGAGCGACCUUCGCACAAUUCUUUGGCUCGGCUAGUCCUUUUCACAAUCUAUUCGAAUUCGCUGGUAAUCGCGGUGGAGGAUUCGGCUUUCACGACGAUGAUAUGGACAUUGACAUGGACCCUUUUGGACUCGGUAUGGCAGGACCACCGCGGCAAGGUGGUACCUUUAGAUCGCAUUCAUUCAACUUUGCGAGUCCAAAUACCGGUAAAGCAGGCGGUAAAGAUCGCGCCCAGGAUCCAGCUAUCGAGCACGACUUGUAUAUCAGCUUGGAGGAAAUUUUGCGAGGUUGCACGAAAAAGAUGAAGAUAUGCAGACGGGCCAUACAACCGGACGGCAGCACGAAAAAAGAGGACAAACUACUCACUAUCAAUGUGAAACCAGGCUGGAAGGCUGGAACUAAAAUUACUUUCCAGAAGGAAGGCGAUCAGUCACCGAGGAGGGAGCCAGCAGAUAUCGUUUUUAUCAUUAGAGAUAAACCACAUCCGAUAUUCAGGAGAGAAGGGAGCGACAUUAGAUAUACGUGCAAGUUGAGCUUAAAGCAAGCUCUAUGCGGCACUGUUGCCGAAGUUCCUACGCUAACCGGCGAAAAAAUACCUUUGAAUCUGAUGAGAGAGAUCAUCAAGCCAAGUACGGUUAAGAGGUUCCAAGGACACGGACUACCUUUCCCCAAAGAGCCAUCGCGGAAAGGCGACCUUAUUGUAUCGUUCGACAUCAAAUUCCCCGAGACGCUGACACAAAGUGCUAAGGAUAUAUUAUACGACACGCUACCCAAUUGAGUUCGCAUAAAUCAAUCAAGAAACGCGAAUGUACAACGUAGGGGACAUCGAUACAAUUAUACAUCUCUAAUCGUCUCGAUCGGCGAAAUAACGAUACGUCUUGUGUACGUUCUAGUACACCGAGAUGCGGCGAUAUGCAGCAACGACCACUAUGGCGAAAUGAUUCUAAGAACAAUUAAAUGUUUUCCCGAUUGGUUUGUAGAGGCCGACUAUAAAAAAAUAAAUGUUUUAAUUUUUUCGACGUUGCAUUAAAUAUUUAUUUGAAUUUAAAUUCGACGACUCGGCGUCUCUGUACGUAGCAUUAUUGGCCUCUGCGAUAGCUCGACUAAAAACGAACAUGUUAAAUUAUGGAACUAUUACAAAGAGAAUUCGCUACAUCUCUAAUCAUGUGGUUGUCGCAUCUGAAUUAUUUCGUUUCCUCUAUUACACGUAUUAGGCGUGUAUGUGUGUGCGCGUAUAUGCGUGCGUUCUAGAGGUGUGCAUGUAUGGUAUGUACGCAGGCUGCAAGACAAACAUGAGUGCAAUAUCGGAAACUUAAAAUGUUUCGAAUAAUCAAAGCACGUAGCGGCACAUAAUAGCGAUACGUUCAACGACGUAUUAAGUAUAUUACACAGUUGGAUUAAAAGAGAUCGAAAAAGGAAAGAAUAACGAAACAAAAGUUUCAGAUAUUGCGACAAAUUUUGUAGGUCGAUGUUUUAUUACGUACAUACAUUCUGUCUAAUAGAGGAACUUUUUGUUUAUAUUAAAUAAUAAGGCAAAUUAGCGAAUAUAUUAUGACUCGAUUGUUUCUAACGUCGCGCCAAUAUACCGUUAUGUAAUGUGCUCUUAAGUUUAAUGGUUGAUUAAUUAUUUGUACGCUAAAUAAUAUGAAAAUUAUUAAGUUA